Messenger RNA from Cottoperca gobio, 2893 nucleotides. It is a transcript of the gene akap10, whose product is annotated as A kinase (PRKA) anchor protein 10. Gene Ontology annotation, cellular component: mitochondrion; plasma membrane. Gene Ontology annotation, molecular function: protein kinase A binding. NCBI's taxonomy places the organism in Eukaryota, Metazoa, Chordata, Actinopteri, Perciformes, Bovichtidae. The record is from RefSeq and is a predicted model, not a curated record. Gene Ontology annotation, biological process: intracellular protein localization. The transcript has 15 exons. Bases 236 to 2083 code for a protein of 615 amino acids.
UCCCACAAUGCUGCUGCCGCACCAGCCCGGAAGUAAGACGUUUAUUGACAAUAUGGCCGCUGUGCUGGGUUUGGAUUUGGAGAAAAUUGUGAUUUGACAGCACUCACCGGGGCUACGAUAAUAACCCGUUUCCACCUCGGGACUGUACAGAACAGAUGCAUUUGAAUGAAGGGACCCGCGAAUCCACGGGAUGGUGUCAGUGAGCUGAGGAAACGUCCAGAGUGUGAAACCCGUCAUGUCGUUUUUCAAGAGGAAAGCCAAAAGCAAAGAACCUGAGAGAGUGACUGAUGCUAAAGUCAACAGAGCUCCACCCAGCCCUCACUCUCCAUCACCAGGACUGAGGAACCACCAUGCCGUCCAGGAAUCUGCCGGGCCCAGCCAUGUGGCCAUUAACGCCAUCUCUGCCAACAUGGACUCCUUUGCCCGCGGUCGCACCGCCAUCCUCAAGAAACAGCCGAGCCACAUGGAGGCUGCACACUUCGGAGAUCUCGGUCAUUCCAGUGUGAACUAUCAACCCCAAGACGACCGCUCUCGGCUGUCCAAGACGGUGGAGCAUGUUUUGCGGGACAGCGUGGCGAUCCCCCACUACAUGCAUUUCAUGGAACACCAGGGGGCUGACCACCUGGUUCGGUUCUGGUUGGAGGCUGAGGGUUUCCGCUCUACCAGCUGGUCGCGGGUCCGAGCGCACAGCCUAAACUCUGUCAAACACAGCUCUUUGGCCGAGCCCGUCCCGGCCCUGUCAGGCGGCUCGGAGCUCCCGGAACUCGCCCAACACACGCCCGACGCUCUCAGCCGGGAAAGUAGCAGUGAAGAGCUGACAGUGCACUCAGAGCAGCGGGACUCCACCAGCACAGAAGCAGGCCUGAGACCCAGCACCCCUCGAGCAGACACCCCCAGCAGGCGGGCACCCUCCAGGACAGGGACUCCCCUCAAAGUGCAGUCCAACAGCACCCUGCGAGACCUCUCUGAACUCAUGAAAAGUAUAGAGAAGGAAGCGGUUACCAUCUUCACCAGGUUCAUCUCUCCAGAUGCUGUGAGGCCCAUCCCCAUCACAGAACAGAUCAGAAACGACAUAGUUGCUAAGAUAUGUGGAGAGGAUGGCAUGGUGGACCCAAACUCUUUUGUCAUUGCACAAUCAGUAGUCUUCAUCAUCUUGGAGCAACAGCACUUUAGCGAAUUCCUGCGAAGCCAUCAUUUCUGUAAAUACCAGAUUGAAGUGUUGACAAGUGGCUCCGUGUUCCUGGCUGACAUCUUGUUCUGUGAGUCAGCUCUCUUCUACUUCUCUGAGUACAUGGAAAAAGAGGAGGCGAUGAAUGUACUGCAGUUCUGGCUGGCGGCAGACAACUUCCAGAACCAGCUAGCAGCUAAAAAGGGCCAGUACGACGGCCAGGAGGCUCAGAAUGAUGCUAUGAUCCUCUACGACAAGUAUUUCUCACUCCAGGCCACCAAUCCUCUGGGCUUUGGCGACUCUGUGCGGAUGGAGAUCGAGUCGAAUAUCUGCCGAGAGGGGGGGCCGCUCCCCGACUGUUUCACCACUCCACUCAGACAGGCCUGGACAACCAUGGAGAAGGUCUACAUGCCAGGCUUCCUGUCUAGCAACCUUUACUACAAAUACCUGAGUGACCUCAUCAACUCUGUGCGGGCAGACGAGUUUGUGAAUGUCAACACUCCAGGUCAGGGCGGGCCUGCGGACAACGAGCGUUCAAGUUCAAAUGCCGGCGAGGGCUCUCAGACUCAGCAAGGUGCCAAAAGGGCAGCAAUCAAGAUCCUGAAAAACUUUGACGAGGCAAUCACGGUGGACGUGGCCAGCCUGGACCCCGAGUCCUUGUACCAGCGGCCAUACGCUGGAAGGAUGACGUUUGGGAAGGUGAAUGAGAUGGGCCAGUUCAUCAGGGAGGCAGAGCCAGAGCCGGACGUGAAGAAAUCCAAAGGUUCCAUGUUUUCUCAAGCCAUGAAGAAAUGGGUCCAAGGCAACUCGGACGAGGCUCAGGAGGAGAUGGCGUGGCAGAUUGCCAAGAUGAUUGUCAACGACGUCGUUCACCAGUCGAAUCACGACAGUCCCGGCAAGUCCACCAAGUUAUGACCGCGCUGAGCAGCCAAAGGACUGUCACUCCCUGCAGACGCUGGCCAAGCCAGUGAUGAACUGUACACAGGGUUCACUCCACAAUGAACUGCAUUACUCCGAUAACGAACAAGGCAUUCUAUCACCUCCCCGACCACCAUGUGUCUGUGCGUGUGUGUGAGCUUGGGUGAGUUAGUUCACGCAUGGGCUAAUGGUAAAGUUGAAGUACAUCAUUGUUCCAAUCUUCCAACUCCAUAAUACUACAAAGGUACACGUGCAGUCGCCAAAGGUAAAGCGCUUACGUCGGACUGGAGGAAGUCACUCCUGAAGAAUGGAAAAACGCACGCUUGAAGAAAAGCUGCACGAAGAAGCAUCAUGUCAGUCAGGACCAUCAGACACACCGUCUGGAAAAAAAACAAACGUCUGUCUUAUCUUGGACCUAUGGAGGAUGUGACAAAGACUGAAUUUCCCCUCAUGACACACCUCUCCACACCUUUUAUUACCAUUCCUUGUUUUUAGAUGAAAUUCUCCCUUUAAGGGUUAGCACGUAAGGCUUAAGCAGAAGAAAAAUCAGCGUUGUACAUUUUUUGCAUACGCCUCCCUCAGCCUGCCGGAGUAGUUCGGGUCUGGCUGUUCACCAAUGUGAGCUCUCCUACUUUGACUGUUUUUUACGUACUGUAGAACAUUUUGUGAAAUGUGUCAGUGAAACAGAGAAGAGCCGACUCAGUUCUUGGACCGGCUCGCUCCUAAAUGAAACUCCUGCAACCUUUUACAGAGCGUAAGAAGAAGAAAUACUCUCCUAAUGAACUUAAGUGCUCCAGUUGGUGUUGG